Messenger RNA from Penicillium cosmopolitanum, 954 nucleotides. Its product is annotated as hydroxyacyl-thioester dehydratase HTD2. Gene Ontology annotation, cellular component: mitochondrion. The record is from RefSeq and is a predicted model, not a curated record. NCBI's taxonomy places the organism in Eukaryota, Fungi, Ascomycota, Eurotiomycetes, Eurotiales, Aspergillaceae. The transcript has 2 exons. Gene Ontology annotation, molecular function: (3R)-hydroxyacyl-[acyl-carrier-protein] dehydratase activity. Bases 1 to 954 code for a protein of 317 amino acids.
AUGUCCCUCUCACUCUCACCAAUUCUCUCUCGUCCUCGACUGCCCCGGCUUCUUCUUCGCGCCGUCCGCUUCUCCUCCGCAUCUCCGCAUCUGCCAGCCUCGUCAGUCGCUGCUUCAUUCCUCUCGCGUUUUCAGUCCUUGGGCCCUCAAAGCCAUACUCAGAUUCUCGAUGCCAACCAGUUGAACCUUUUGACACUCACAUUGAACCGUCCCUCGCUAUUCCCCGCCACCCCCGCGCUCGCUCCGUCGCAUCACACCCCCGUCCCACCGGGUUACCACCUCGUCUACUUCACCCCGGGUUUUUUGGAAACCGAGCUCGGUGCUGAUGGAACUGAUACCUCAUACAAUCCCGAAUCACCCUUCACCCGCCGCAUGUGGGCUGGGGGUGAAGUGAGCUGGCCUCGCGAUGCCCAGGGUCGACCAAACCCACUACGCGUGGGGCAGCAAGUGACCGAGACAACACGCGUGUUGAGUGCCGAGGCCAAAGUCGUCAAGAAGACUGGCGAGGAUAUGGUAGUAGUGGGUGUUGAGAAGGAGUUUUCCAACGAGAAUGGCGUCUCCAUCGUGGACCGCAGGGCAACACAUAUUCACGCACCCUCCUCCAAACCCCCCGUUACGCUCUUCCGUUUCUCCGCUCUCACAUUCAAUCCACACAAGAUCCACUACUCUCUACCCUGGGCGCGAGAUGUUGAGGGUCACAAGGAUAUCGUCGUUCACGGACCCUUGAAUCUAAUCUCCAUCCUGGAUCUAUGGCGCGACAUUCGGAGUCAGACACAAGCAGCUGAAGAAGCACCUCUAUUGAUCCCCCAGCGCAUCUCAUACCGGGCUACUAGCCCACUAUAUGCCGGUGAUGAGUAUCGUGUGGUGCUCGAGGAAGGGGAAAAGGGUGCGUCGCAUGUCCAGAUCGUGGGCCCCGGCGAUGUCGUGGCGAUGAAGGCGGAGAUUCAUGCUUGA